UCGCUCUCAGAGCGCCAGAGCGACCCAACAGAGGAGGAGAAAUAAGAGAAGAGACAAGAAAACAAAGAAAAAGAAAAAGGACGAGAAGAAGAAAAAGGAGAACGAAGAGCUGGAAUAAAAACAAGAGAGACGACGAGGAAAGAAGAGAACAUAACCUUAAAAAGAGAAGAAAGAAAAAGAGAGGGAGAGAGAGACAGACAGAGAGAGAGGGAGAGAGGGAGAAGAAAUGAAAAGGACGACAGACGAUGAGACGGAGAAAAAGACUGAAUAAUUUUAAAAAAGAACAGAGGAUGAUAUAAAAAACAAAGUUGACCUUAAAGAAUGUCAAAUAACACAACAAAAAAAGAAGAACAGGAAGUGACCUGUCAGCCCCUCCCGUCUCCUCCCUCUACUGUUGCCAUGGAGACAGUGAUGUCACCAAAGAGGCAGGACCUAGUCUGCAUCGUGUGCUUCGGUAGCUACGACCUGGCAACCAGGUUGCCACGGCGACUACACUGUGGCCAUGCCUUCUGCCAGGCGUGUUUAAAGAGGCUAGACACGGUGAUCAAUGAACAGGUGUGGAUCCCGUGUCCUCAGUGUCGACAGAAUACACCUCGGCCACGAGGAGGAGCGGCCGGGCUGGACUUGGACUUGGCCUCCUUCCUGGGAAUGAAGGCCCAGCAGACCUCUUCGUGCUCCCUGUCCUCCUGGAGCUCUACCCACAAGGAGGGGGAGGGGCCUGCAGAUGCUGCCUGGGACGGGAAGCUGUGGCUUGGGAAGGAGGUGACAGAUGACGGCUGGUCACACGGAGGUCUGGCUGAGCCUCGGUUCCAUCGUUACGGCAACUGCUGCCUGCCGUCGUCCUAUUGGCUUUGCUGCUGGUUAUGUUGCAGGGGGCGUGGCUAAUACUGACCAAUGAGUGCUUGUUAGUGUUUGUUCGUUUCUGACUGAUGGGAGUUUAAAAAUUGUAAACAUGCAAAUGUGAAGUUUCAUGGAUAAAAUAAUUAGUAACAAAUACUAAAAAAGUAAAAUUAAUAAAGUUGCUUUAUGUUUAAUAUUAUAUUCACUAAAAUAUUGAAGUGUUAAAUAAAUAAGUGUUUUAUUAUUAGAUAACCAUGGGGUGAGCACUUUUACAUACAGUAUCAAAACAGUAAUAACACUCAGUCUAAAGGUACAGUACCAUCAUUAGAUACCUGUACAGGUGAGAAGUAAAAGUACUACAACUGGGUACAUGAGUACUUGUCCUAACAUGAGUACUUGUCCUUACAUCAGUACUUGUCCUAACAUGAGUACUUGUCCUUACAUCAGUACUUGUCCUAACAUCAGUACUUGUCCUUACAUGAGUACUUGUUCUUACAUGAGUACUUGUCCUUACAUGAGUAC
Messenger RNA from Labrus mixtus (cuckoo wrasse), 1362 nucleotides. It is a transcript of the gene rnf224, whose product is annotated as ring finger protein 224. The record is from RefSeq and is a predicted model, not a curated record. The transcript has 3 exons. Lineage: Eukaryota; Metazoa; Chordata; Actinopteri; Labriformes; Labridae. The coding region runs from base 322 to 885 and encodes 187 amino acids.